Messenger RNA from Alosa alosa (allis shad), 3163 nucleotides. It is a transcript of the gene rffl, whose product is annotated as ring finger and FYVE-like domain containing E3 ubiquitin protein ligase. The transcript has 8 exons. The record is from RefSeq and is a predicted model, not a curated record. Lineage: Eukaryota; Metazoa; Chordata; Actinopteri; Clupeiformes; Clupeidae. Gene Ontology annotation, molecular function: ubiquitin protein ligase activity. Gene Ontology annotation, biological process: proteasome-mediated ubiquitin-dependent protein catabolic process; negative regulation of extrinsic apoptotic signaling pathway via death domain receptors; protein K48-linked ubiquitination. The coding region runs from base 1211 to 2437 and encodes 408 amino acids. Gene Ontology annotation, cellular component: cytoplasm; plasma membrane.
AGGAAGAGAGAUGGUAUGAAAGUGCAGUUCGUGUGUAGCUGUCUGCCAGACUCUAAACUUCAGGCGUUAGUGACACAUCUAAUGCAGCAUUUAAUAGGUUUACACUUCGAAUAAGUGUCAUUAUUGAAUGGGCGGAAGUGUCUACAAUUAUAGUUUAUGGAACUUGUUGCUGAAAGCUCAACUUUGUAACACAAGGCAACCUGCCCGGAUCUGUAGGCUACAAAGUAGGCUAGACCUAUGACAACUUGCGACCUAUUGCUAGUUAGCCUGUUAGCGAACAAUUAAAAAUCAACCUUAAGAUAUUAAAGCAAUUUUAAAAGUUUACAGUAGCGUUCUUUGGAUACAUUUUCCUCAUUGAGGCUAGAAGAAGUAAUGGCACACUGCCUGAACAGCGCACUCCACCCCUGCCUUCAUAUGUAAAGAGAAGGAGAGGAGGCAUCCAUAGCCUGCAUGUAAACAGGCUUCCCCAGGGCUGGAUGGAGCACCAAGACAUGUAGGAUAAAUGGACUUAUUUAUCCCCACUGUUGACAUCACUGCAGGGUGGUCCCUUCCCAACGCCCAGUGAACUGUGGAUGUGUAAACAGUUGGCCUGGCCUGACGUUAGUGAAAUGUCUGCCUCAUCCGCUGCCUGUUCCAGCUGAUGCAAUGACAGUAAUGGCUCCGGAGAGUGUUUAGUCUGAGGUCGGGCUGGCUGAGAUGGAGCUGCUGCUGGAAGUGCUGAGUGGGACCCAUUUAACCCCAGACUCUUUUCUGCCCCAGACUGAUUUUACCCCAGAGUCGUUUUUACCCCAGACUCUUUUCUACCCCACACUGAUUUUACCCCAGACUCUUUUCUGCCCCAGACUGAUUUUACCCCAGAGUCGUUUUUACCCCAGACUGAUUUUACCCCAGACUCUUUUCUGCCCCAGACUGAUUUUACCCCAGAGUCGUUUUUACCCCAGACUGAUUUUACCCCAGACUCUUUUCUGCCCCAGACUGAUUUUACCCCAGAGUCGUUUUUACCCCAGACUGAUUUUACCCCAGACUCUUUUCUGCCCCAGACUGAUUUUACCCCAGAGUCGUUUUUACCCCAGACUCUUUUCUGCCCCAGACUGAUUUUACCCCAGACUCUUUUCUGCCCCAGACUGAUUUUACCCCAGAGUCGUUUUUACCCCAGACUCUUUUCUGCCCCAGACUGAUUUUACCCCAGAGUCGUUUUUCUGUGAGUAGCAUGUGGGCCUCGUGCUGUAACUGGCUCUGUCUGGACUCGGCCCCGGGGGAGGAGAGUGGUGGCAGCACGCGGCACCAGGCCUACACCAACUCCGGCUACAGCAGCUACCCCUCACCUACCGCCGUGGAGCACACCUGCAAGGCCUGCGGCGGCCGCUUUGACACGCUGGCCAGGAAGCACGUGUGUGUGGACUGCAAGAAGAACUUCUGCGGUCGCUGCUCUGCCCAGCUGGCGCCGCGUCCGCGUCUGUGCCACACGUGCCAGCGGCUGUGCGCCACCCUCUUCCAGCGGCCCGAGCUCAUGAAGCUGAAGGUGAAGGACCUGCGCGACUACCUGCACCUGCACGAGGUGCCCACGCAGACGUGCCGCGAGAAGGAGGAGCUGGUGGACCUGGUGCUCGGCCAACAGCAGCCCACGCCCCCAGGCGGCAUCGCCAACGGCAACAACACGCGGGCGAUGCCGCUGCCCACUCAGCAGCCUCCGCUGCCCACUCAGCCGCCGAUGCCACACACACACGCCCGCGCGCCGAGCGCCACUCACACACACCACCACCACCACCACCAGCACCACCACCACCACCAGGGGCCUCAGCAGAACGGACAGUCGGCACCGUCAGCGGAACCGGUUCCCGCGGGCGCAACGGUGACCCAGCCACAGAUGGAACCCCUUAGGCCUCCGACGCCGCUCCAGGACGACUCACAGAGCCCGUCUGUGCCAGUGUCCUCUAGGAGGACCGGCCCGUCUGUGCCAGUAUCCUCUAGGCCGGAGGAUGCGGCAGACGCGGAGCUGCAGGGAGAGCAGGAGUCGCAGUCGUCUGACACAGAGGAGGUGCUGGUCCCUGGGCGCCGGGCGUCCCUGUCGGACCUGUCGUCGGUGGAGGACAUCGACGCCCUGAGCGUCCGGCAGCUGAAGGAGAUUCUGGCCAGGAACUUUGUGGACUACAAGGGCUGCUGCGAGAAGUGGGAGCUGAUGGAACGGGUCACCCGCCUCUACCACGACCAAAAGGAUCUCCAGAACCUGGUUUCAAAUACCUCUGACGGUACAGAUGUGACGUCGGGCCCGGUCAUCGAGGAGAACCUGUGCAAGAUCUGCAUGGACUCGCCCAUAGACUGCGUGCUGCUGGAGUGCGGCCACAUGGUCACCUGCACCAAGUGUGGCAAGCGCAUGAGCGAGUGUCCAAUCUGCAGACAGUACGUGGUCCGCGCUGUCCACGUUUUCAGGUCCUGAAGCCCACAUUCCUCACACACACACACACACACACACACACAGCCCUGUGUGCCUUAUUUUUUACACAUACACACAUGUGCUCUCAUGCAAAUGCACACAAACUCAUCCAAACACCCAUAAACUGAAUGCUGACCUUUGGUGCGGUCCAGAUUUCUUUACCCCCGGCGAUGGAACAAGGUGGUCCCCCCCCCCUCUUCUGCUAAUGUCUAUUAAAAGAGAUUGUUUGCACUUCAUGCAGACAGCCUGCUCUGUUCAGGAACUAGAUAAUGACACUUUUAUUACUGGACUUUGGGGCCAUCAAAGCCAUGAAUGAUUCUAAAGGUGCUGUGGCUGCUCAGCGCUGGGAUGACCGACUUCAGCUGAAUGCCGCCAGAGCAUGGAUGGGUCAGAUGCAUUCAACCCCACACCCCUACCCCCCCCUCACAGUGACAGAGUGCCUGGGGACUCAACCAGGAAGAGGAAGUGUGUCUGCGUGAGUUACGCAGGCAGGGGGAACGGGGAGGGGGAGGGGCUCCGGUGCGGACUCCAAGUGGGAACAUGGCCGGCUCACUUGUUUCUAGAACAAUGCAGAGCAACAGCUGACCUGUACCUGCAGCUCCCGCUCACAGCGAUCACGUGGACGGUCGUCAAGAAUGACUGGAAUGACCAUUUGUGCCUGGUGUGUGUGUUGUUUGUCUGUUGUGCCUGGUGUGUGUGUUGUUUGUCUGUUGUGCCUGGUGUGUGUGU